GGACAUUUUUUCAGUUAAUAAAUCUGAUCUUUUUCAGAGGUAAAUUUUGACAGAGUGAUUUCGAAGCUAACGUGACGAAUAAUCCUAUAGAUCCUAUAUACACAAGAAAAUCUUUACCGAAGGAAACACUUUGCCAAAUCGUGUGUAACACUGAUUUCACAAAGGGCACGGCAUUACGACAUGUUUGAUAAACAAAUCAGUAGAUCUUUGCAGAUUUAACUUUUCAAUAUCGUGACUUAGCAAUAUCAAAAAAUUGCAUUAUCACGUUGAUUUUAAUUUUUUAUUCGCUUAAAUAAUUAACUUUUACACUUCUUAUACAGGCUGGAAGUGACAUUGAAGAUAUUUUGCGGCGCGUGAAAUUACCUAUGCAAGAGCGUGAUAGCUACUAUGAGAAACUAACUCAUCAGAAUUCAAUUGACUAUGAAAUUUUGCGUCAUGUACUCCAAGAAUAUCAGGAUUUAAUGAAUCUCGAUAAAAACAAUUUUGCAUUGUCUUGGAUGCUCUCUAACCCCGAAUUUGCAUUGGAAAUGGAGAGAUUUCUCUCGAGAAAUGAGCUGUCUCUUGAGUUCGCCAAGUCAGUUCAACACGCCAUAUUCUGGCUAAUCAAAUUGUUUGAUAUGAAAUGGCGACAAUUGCACGACGAUCUCGAUUACAUCUCAAAAUGGAGACUCUUGAAUUUACAAAGACAAGUUGAACUCAUUUUAGACAAUUUAGCAGAUAAUCAACGACAGCGUGGGGAAUCGAAAGACAAUAAAUAUAUUCCGGAAGAUAGAAGCGACAUUAUUUCGAACACCGGAGAAACGCUGAAAAUUGAGAUUGAAGAAGAAACCUUAACUGAACGGAAUAAAGGAAAUCUUAAUGAAGCUAGCCAGACUGAAAAGAAUGAAGAUAUAUCUUGGGAAAAUACACGGAGUGAUUAUAUCACGUCUAUAGAAGAAAUAACUCAAGUUACGAAUCAUCCGGAAUUAUUAAAACGUAACAAAAACGAUAUCAAGGGUACUCCUCACGACAAGAAAGAUGGAGAACGGUUUAGCCAAAUGGAAAGUGUUUCCUCAAUUUCGCCGAGUGAGAACGCUAUAGACACGUUGCAAGAGACUGAUCAACCGAAACCUAUGGGAACGGACGCUAUGCAUGGAUCCUUGAUAAACGUAACGGACAUCCUAAAGACUCGAAGAACACUUCUCGUUCCUUCGAAUGAAAACAAGGAAUAUAUUAAAAAAAAUAGACAAAUAUCAGCAAAAGAAAUCGCUGACAAACAUAAUUAUUUUAAUGAGAGGAUGAAGAUAAAAUCAGACCGUGGCUCAGCGAUAGACGAGAUUCUAGAAGCGGUCGAUGAAGUCUUGCCAACGGAUAGAUCUGUAGAAAUGUCGACAAGAGGAUCAGAAACGAUUACCAGGACACUUUAAUUUCAGACAAGAAGGUAAUUAAAAGGGAAUGCAAAUGUGAGAUUUUCGACAUUGAUUUAUUAUGAGGAAAUAUCUUUUGACAAGUCGACACGUGUAAUCGUUAUAUGAGUUAAGUCAUACACUAAUAGCUUUAGUCUAUCUGAUUGUCAUUGAACAUAUCGAGAUUUACAUAUUACUCAUGUAUUGAAAUAAGAAUCUUAUUUCGGCUCGGACAUUAUAAAUCAAGUCCCGGAGUCUGUCUGUUAACUUUCUAGUGCACUUUGAGAUUUGUGCGUAUGUGUGCGCGCGUAUGUGGCUAAUAUUACACAACGCUAAGUAUAUGCCUAGCACAUUUUUAUUUUCUCAUACAAGCCCUAAUCCUAACGAAUUAUUAAUGGGUAUUUGGCUAGCGGUUAGAGAAGCAUUGCUAUGGAAUGUAUAAAUAAAAUUACCUUAGAAAUUAGACACAAGUUUUAAACAAUAUUCUAAUGAUUUUGAUAGAUCCCGAAAGAUUUUCUUAUCUGAACAUUCGUUAGAAAGUUAUACAAUUAUCUUGUCGUGUAUUUUGCAACCAACGGCAAUUUAAGCAAUCGGUGAAUGUACGCGGAAAAGUGCGUGACGACAGUUUGAGGCAAUUUCCAACAUAUCGAAGGAUGAAGAAAUUAGUAUCAGGUUACCGCAAAAGAUACGCUGUAUAUAGGUUUGCUGAAUGACAUUAAAAAUCGCGCGAGUAAUCGCGAGUAUUAAUCAUUAAUGCGAUCUCCAUUGCAUUGCUUUCUCUCCCUAGAGAGUAUCUCCUCGAUGACUUUUUUUAUUAACUCCAAUUGUUCAUUUACAUUUUACUCGAAGCGGAAAUUGGUAGGAAGACGAUUAAUCUUUUACAUUGACAUGAUAAAUAAUAUGG
This is a messenger RNA of Temnothorax curvispinosus, 2289 nucleotides long. RefSeq lists its product as uncharacterized. The transcript has 2 exons. Lineage: Eukaryota; Metazoa; Arthropoda; Insecta; Hymenoptera; Formicidae. Bases 366 to 1406 code for a protein of 346 amino acids. The record is from RefSeq and is a predicted model, not a curated record.